Drosophila miranda is the source of this 528-nucleotide messenger RNA. RefSeq names its product RING-box protein 1B (gene Roc1b). Gene Ontology annotation, biological process: protein ubiquitination; ubiquitin-dependent protein catabolic process. The record is from RefSeq and is a predicted model, not a curated record. Lineage: Eukaryota; Metazoa; Arthropoda; Insecta; Diptera; Drosophilidae. Gene Ontology annotation, cellular component: nucleus; cullin-RING ubiquitin ligase complex. Bases 26 to 397 code for a protein of 123 amino acids. The transcript has a single exon. Gene Ontology annotation, molecular function: zinc ion binding; cullin family protein binding; ubiquitin protein ligase activity.
GUUAAUUCGAAAUUAAAUUUGAAACAUGACCGAUCAGCUGGAAGACGUAGAAGAAUCUGCAGACUUCCGUGACAUAGAAGAGUUAAAUGACGAUGUGCCCUCAUGCAGCGGCACGCAGCAGCACAGGAAGGACCGAUUCGUGGUGAACAAGUGGGUGGCUCAUGCUCUCUGGUCCUGGGACGUGACCGUGGACAACUGCGCGAUCUGCCGCAACCACAUCAUGAACCUCUGCAUCGAGUGCCAGGCGGAUCCCAAUGCCAACAAGGACGAGUGCACCGUGGCCUGGGGCGAGUGCAACCACGCCUUCCACUACCAUUGCAUCGCUCGCUGGCUGAAGACGCGUCUUGUUUGCCCCCUGGACAACAAGAAGUGGGUCUACCAGAAAUACGGCCACUAAACCAAGCUGCAAGCUGCACACUGCAAAACUGCACACUGCACACUGCAAAAGAACUGGAGCUCGUUCGCGUUGGGUUACACACGUUUUAUAUUUGAGAGUUGUAAACAAAAUUAAAUAAGAUUUUCAAUGGG